This is a messenger RNA of Nicotiana tabacum (common tobacco), 888 nucleotides long. The record is from RefSeq and is a predicted model, not a curated record. Lineage: Eukaryota; Viridiplantae; Streptophyta; Magnoliopsida; Solanales; Solanaceae.
AUGGAGCAACUUCUAAAAACUCAGGCAAACUUCAAGGAUUAUGGAGGUGAAAAAAGCUAUCGAGGGAAUGGACGAGGACGAGGUCGUGGUGGUCAUGGAAGAGGAAUAAGUAAUGGUAUGAUACUGGUGAACACACCAUUUGAUGGUUGUGGCUAUGCUGGAUGGAGCAGAUCCAUCUUGAUCUCCCUUUCAGCCAAGAACAAAUUGGGUUUCAUUGAUGGUUCAUGCCCUAUGCCAUCUCCUGCAGACCCUACUUAUCCAACCUGGAGCAGAUGCAACCACAUGGUGACCUCUUGGUUGUUGAAUUUCCUCACCAAAGUCAUUGCUGACAGUGUUCUAUACUCAAAGACUGCUAAGGAUCUUUGGUUAGAUUUGGAGCACAGGUUUAGGCAACCUAAUAGAGCCAAGUUAUACCACCUGCAAAAAGAACUUGCUGAUUUAGUACAAGGGUCAGUUGAUAUUGCUACUUAUUUCACUAGAAUGAAGCGACUAUGGGAUGAAUUAGACACUCUCAACACUGAUAUGCAGUGCUCAUGUAACUGUGAUUGUGGUGGAAAGAAGAAAAUGCAACAGUUUAUGGAAGAUGAAAGGCUCAUUGAGUUCCUCGUGGGAUUAAAUGAGACCUAUGGACUGACUAGAAGCAACAUACUCAUGGUUAAACCACUAUCCUCAGUCAAUCAAGCAUACCCACUUCUCAUGCAAGAUGAGAAUCAGAGGGAAAUCCACGUCAGUUCUCAAUUUCCAACAGAUGGUGCUUCUUUCAUGGUGAAAAACCAAGGAACUCAGAAUUAUCAGAAUCCUGUAGGAUCUCACUUCAUUCCUCAGCAGAAGAAUGGAAGCACUUCCUAUAAAGGAAAUCUUGGACACAGAGAAAAGAAAAACACAUAG